Molecule: messenger RNA, 3148 nt
Organism: Saccostrea cuccullata (small rock oyster)
Lineage: Eukaryota; Metazoa; Mollusca; Bivalvia; Ostreida; Ostreidae
Exons: 5
Coding region: 1-1485 (494 amino acids)
Source: RefSeq, a predicted model, not a curated record
AUGGACGGCCAUGCGAAAACAGGCUCCGCGGCUUAUUGUUGCGUGCCGCUUUGUAGCGAGGACAGUCGUCGGGGUACAGCAACAUCCUUCCACUCUUUUCCAAAGGAUCCAUCUGCACGGAAAGAGUGGAUUAUUAAAAUACGGCGAGACGAAGGUCCUGACUUCCAUAUAUCCAAGUCCACAUAUGUGUGCUCAAAACAUUUUAAGGAAGAUGAUAUUGUUAAAACAUUGACAGGACUAAGAAAAUUGAAGAAAGGCACAGUACCAAGUAUAUUUCCAUGGACCAAGAUUGCACCAAGCCGUAAACCACCCAAGAAGAGAGAGGGACCUCCUCAAGAAGAAACAUCAGUUAUUAAGAAGCAGAAAACAUCAUCGUCGAUCUCGUUAGACACAGACCAACAUUCAUCAACUGCAUCAUGUGCCAUUGACACACCAACAGAUAUGCCAUCUGAAGAGCAUGACUAUUGUCGCCAAGCACCAUCUCUUGAAGAAGAUCUUGAGGCAAUGAAGAUACACAUUUCUGAACUAGAAGAAAGGGUACAGCACCUUGAGAAGAAAGUAGAGAAGUUUGGGAUUGAGAGAUUUUCUAAAGAUCCAAAUUUGAUAAAUUUUUACACUGGUUUUUCUACUUACGAUAUUUUUUGUGCUGUAUAUAAUGUUGUUGAGCCAACAGCCUCAAAUAUGAUCAGGUGGUCACAAGUUCAGAGAAAUAAGAACAUUGUUUGUAAUCCUUUUAGAGAAGAGUCUUUGUCAAUUGUAGAUCAAUUUUUUAUGUUUUUAUGUAGAAUUAGACAAGGUUUUUUUGAAGAAGAUUUAGCACAACGUUUUUGUGUGUCUCAAAGCACUGUUAGUCGUAUUAUUAUUACUUGGAGUAAUUACUUGUAUUGUGUUUUGGGAUGUUUACCCAUAUGGCCAGAUUUAGAUAUUGUUAAACAGAAUAUGCCAGAAUGCUUUAAGACUACUUUUCCAAAUACACGAGUUAUUUUGGAUUGUACAGAAAUACGUGUGCAGACUCCAAGUGCCAAAGUACUUAACUCUCAGUCAUAUUCAAAUUACAAGUCUCAUACUACCUUUAAAGGCUUGAUUGGUAUAACCCCUCAUGGUGCUGUAUGUUUUGUUAGCAGAUUAUUUACUGGCAAUAUUUCUGAUAAAGAUGUUACACAAAGAAGUGGUAUACUUGAUCUAUUAGAACAAGGUGAUGAUGUGAUGGUCGACAAAGGUUUUUUAAUCCAAGAUUUACUUGACAGUGUUGGUGCACACUUGAUUAUUCCACCUUUUUUAGGAAGUAAAGUAAAAUUUAGUAAAGAUGAAGUUAGUAAAACUCAGCAAAUAGCAAGACUAAGAAUUCAUGUAGAAAGAGCUAUCAGAAGGUGUAAAGAGUACCAUAUUUUUGAUAAUGUUCUGCCAUUGUCUGUUGCUGGGACUGUAAACCAAAUUUGGUCUGUGUGUUGUUUAUUAACAAAUUUUAAAGAAAAGUUAUUUUGAGAGAUAUUUUCAAUUGUUGAAGAGUGUUGCAUGUAAACUAACAUCAUCUGCAUAUUUGAAUUAUACUAGACAUGUACAAUGGAGAUGGAACUUAUAUCUGUAUAUAUUUAAAACAGAAAUCGUUGCAGGCUUUGGGAUUUUUUUUUUUUUUUUUUUGGUGAAUUUUCAUUGAUAUGUGUUUCAUGUGAGAAAGAUCUUUUUGGGGAAAAAAUUAAUACCAUGACAUUUUUUCCAGGUUUGGGAAAUUUGAAGAUGUAAUACACAUAUUUUAAAAUAGGAUUUAAUUAAUACAAGUAUUUUUAAAUUGCACUAUGUUUGUAAUGCUAUCAUCAGUUCUUUGGUAAUUAACACAAUUGCAAUUGUAUUAAGAUUUACUUUGUAUGGUAUGAUUUUUGUGUUUUUGGAUGAUUGAUUGUAUAGUGAUUGUAUAGGAUGAUUGAUUGAAUAGUGAAUGAACCAGUAUAAUUUUUAACUUCCCUCUUGAGAAUUUUUCACUCAUCAGCUCCUUACUUUGCGACUCUAGAGCAGACGCUCUAACUACUGCCCCAAGCGGGCGACUCUUUUCGGAUGAAAAAGCUCAUUAAUUACAACUUUUUUGAAAAUAACAAGCCUUUGAACAUAUUUGGAUCUACAUUACCUAAAGAUGCUUGCAUAUUAUUUCAUGUAUGACAAAUCCCUCCCCCCUACAUGUGUAUAUUUCAAUGUGCUAUAGAGGAAAAGAUAUUUGAACAAACUUGGAUCUACACUAUAUCUACAUUUGGAUCUACACUAUAUAAGGAAGCUUUUGCCUCUUAUGGCUAUAAAAGUGUUUUUUUUUUUUUUUUAGUAGAAAAGGUUAUGAUGCCAAAAUGUUCAUUGUUUCCCAAUCAUUUUCCCAUUACAUAUUCAUUUAUAUGGAGAAUGGGGUAAUUCAUUUAAAAUAAACAGAUGACAGACUCCCUUUGAUCAGAAAAAGCUUUCUUGACUUUUGGAUUGGCUAAACAAAGAAAGAUUUUGAAACUUUGGCUGACGCAUUAUUAAAAAGUAACAAAUUCAAACAGCAGCAUGAAAUUUGGACUUGAACAUGAACAGGAAGCAGCAGAAGCAUAUGAUGGUAUAACAGAAAACAAUGUCUUAAAGCAGGUUUAGUCAUCAAUCCCUCAUGUUUUUAUCUGGGAACUUCUGACAGGAAAGUCAUAGACCCCAACUUUGUUCCUAUGUAUGGGUUGUUAGAAAUUAUUUGUCCAGGUGCACUUGAUUACAAAUUUUAAAUAUUUAACUCUUGCGAAUGACAGCUAUAAACUAAAAUUCUUCCAUGAAUAUUACCGGUAUUAUCAGAUAAUGGGUCAAAUGGAUUUGACCGGUGCUUUGAGGUGCGAUUUGUUCGUCUGGUGUCGAGAUGACUACCAUCUAGAAAGAAUUAAUUUGUACCUGGAAAGUGGCAGGAAAUGAAAAAAAAAUUUGACAUGUUUUAUUUCCAUUACUAUUUACCAAAAUGUGUUCAAUACUGAAUAUAACAUCAUUUGUUGUCAUUGUAUUUUGAUUGAGAGAUUCCACAAAACUUGACAUGUUUUACUUUCAUUACUAUUUACCAAAAUGUGUUCAAUACUGAAUAUAACAUCAUUUGUUGUCAUUGUAUUUUGAUUGAGACAUUCCAUGUUCUGAUAUGGAAUUGUUUGCUGAA